GUGGUCAACAGGGGAAGAAAAGAACAGAAAAACACCUCAGUUCAGAGUGAAGGGUAUAAGUGUGCACUGUAAAGUAACUAAGUGCGUGGUGUGAAGUAUAUAAGUGUUGAGAAGGAGGACUUAAGAAGCGAUACAAAGCGGAAUAGGUCAAAAGAAGAAGAAGGUGGUGGCAAGUUGGCAACACUGACGCAGCACAACAAACCCCCUGUGCUCCGCCCUGCCCGAGACACGCCCGUGAGCCCAAAUUAUUAUCCUCGGGGGCGCCCUGGGGGAGGAUGAGCGCUGAGCAAGGCUACUGAUAUACCACUGAAGCUUGUACAUCACCAUGGAGGACGAGCUGCCGACGGAGUAUGACGUGAUCGUGGUGGGAACUGGGCUGGUGGAGUGUGUUGUGGCAGCAGCAGCAGCAAGAAUAGGCAAAAAGGUUCUUCACAUUGACAAGAAUGACUACUAUGGGGUCCAGUGGGCUUCAUUUACUCUGAAGGGAGCCCAGCAAUGGGUGGAGGCAGUCACUGCUCCACCUUCAGUUGUUCCAUCAGGUGAAUGUGAGCUGGGGGAAGGGGAGCAGCUGGUGAAUACAAUCAACCCAUCCCACGACUACUCCAGAGUGAAGCAGACCUGGCAUGUCCCCGAAACGAAACCACUGCCUAGUCCCACUGCACCUCAAGUGGAAGCUGCUGGCCAGGAGGAGGGCACUGCAGCAGAGGGGGCAGCACAAGGCACACCAGAAGAGGCACCACAAGACCCAGCACAGGACACACCAGAAGAUUCAACCAAGGAGCAGCCACAGGAAGCAACACCUUCUAACAAAAACAAUGCUGCCGAAGAAUCAGGAGAGGAGAAGGCUGAGGCGAGAAAGCAGUGGUCUCAGGAAGAACUGCUAAACUUGAGCAGGAAGUUUAACCUGGACUUGGCGCCGAAGCUCCUGUACUCUCGAGGCCCCAUGGUGGAGCUCCUCAUCUCCUCUAACAUUGCCAGAUAUGUGGAGUUCAAAUGUAUCUCUCGGGUGCUGACUUGGCGUGAAGGGGACAGGGACAACCUCUUGGUGGUUCCAUGCUCUCGCAGCGAUGUCUUCACCACCUCUGCCGUCAGCCUGGUGGAGAAACGCCUUCUCAUGAAGUUCCUAGAGUUCUGUCACGAGUUUGACCAGCAUCUAGAACAGGUGGAAGAAUACCUCGACAAGACAUUCGUGGACUUCCUUCGGUCAAGAAAGCUGACCGACAACCUCAUCCACUUUGUGACGGAGGCCAUCGGCAUGGUGGAGGAGGGGGCUGGGUGUCGAGAGGGACUGGAGCGCACCAAAGUCUUCCUCACCAGCUUGGGACGCUACGGGACCACUCCAUUUCUGUUCUCGAUGUAUGGCAGCGGGGAGCUCCCUCAGGCCUUCUGCAGGCUGUGUGCUGUUUUUGAGGGCAUCUACAUCCUCCGCAAGCCUGUCUCCUCCUUAGUUGUUCAUGGCCCAUCCAACACCUGCCGAGGCCUCUUGUCUGAAGGCCAAAGGUUUACAUGCAGUCACCUGGUCAUGAGUGUUUCUUCAGCCCCUCAAGAGUAUUUGCCACAAAGCGGACCAGCCGGCAGCGUGUCCCGGGCAAUCUUCCUGACUGACAGGUCCAUCCUGCCACAUGAGAAGGAGCAGCUGACUUUGCUACGCCUGCCAGCCAAGGACGGCAACCCACAGCCUGUUACCGUAGUGGAAGUGGGACCGGGGACAAAUGUCUGUCCCAAGGGCCUUUACUGUGUGCACAUGACCUGCCAAGGCAAGGACGCGGAGAGUGACCUGCAAGUGGCUGUGACGAGGCUCCUCACAACAAAUUCGGACAACACCAAACCCAAGAUUGUGUGGAGCCUCUUCUUCAACCAGGCUGACUACAGUAGCUGUGACCUGGGGGCUUCCACUCCAACCAACCUCUAUCUGUGCCCUGGACCCAACACUGAUCUGGACUAUGAUUUAGCGAUUGAACAGGCCCGUUCCAUCUUCGGACGAAUGUUCCCUGGAGAAGACUUCCUGCCCAGAGCACCAGACCCAGAUGAGAUCGCCUUUGACAACCAGGGAACAGAACCCAAGCAAGGGGACACCUUUGAAGGGAAGGGAAGUGCCGAAGGGGAAGAAGUCAAGGCUCAAGGGGAGGGUGCUAAUACUGAGGAUGGUCUUAAGGAGCAAGGGAAGGAUACCAAUGUUGAGGAGGGCAAUAAGGAGGAGGGAAAAGAGGAAACAGUCAAGGAAAAGAGUGAAAAUGAGGAAGGGGAGGAGUAGUCUAAUUCAUAUGGUAGGACUGAUAUAUAUGAAGAGGUGUACUGAAGAAAGUUUAAAACCUUGUAUCCCAUUCCAUCAUCCUCACCAUUUAUUGUUGAAGAACUUUUGAGAGUCUGAAAGGUGAUAUUCAAAUGCCUAAUGAACACACACACACACACACACACACACACACACACACACACACACACACACACACACACACACACACACACACACACACACAUUUGAGAAACUAUGUGAUAAAAUGUGAUAAAAUACAGGGCACUAUAAACUUGACUGAUUCCUGUAAAAAGCGAAUAGAUUAGAACACACACACACACACACACACACACACACACACACACACACACACACACACACACACACACACACACA
Messenger RNA from Eriocheir sinensis (Chinese mitten crab), 2629 nucleotides. RefSeq names its product rab proteins geranylgeranyltransferase component A-like (gene Rep). The record is from RefSeq and is a predicted model, not a curated record. Gene Ontology annotation, molecular function: GDP-dissociation inhibitor activity. Bases 326 to 2254 code for a protein of 642 amino acids. Gene Ontology annotation, cellular component: Rab-protein geranylgeranyltransferase complex; cytoplasm; nucleus. Gene Ontology annotation, biological process: vesicle-mediated transport; small GTPase-mediated signal transduction; intracellular protein transport. The transcript has 13 exons. Lineage: Eukaryota; Metazoa; Arthropoda; Malacostraca; Decapoda; Varunidae.